This is a messenger RNA of Magnolia sinica, 872 nucleotides long. Its product is annotated as vesicle transport protein GOT1-like. Gene Ontology annotation, biological process: retrograde transport, endosome to Golgi; endoplasmic reticulum to Golgi vesicle-mediated transport. NCBI's taxonomy places the organism in Eukaryota, Viridiplantae, Streptophyta, Magnoliopsida, Magnoliales, Magnoliaceae. The transcript is spliced from 7 exons. The record is from RefSeq and is a predicted model, not a curated record. The coding region runs from base 209 to 631 and encodes 140 amino acids.
GUCCAUGCGGAUGGCUAUCCAAAAACAGGUCGUCGUCAUGCACAGCUGAAACGUUUCCCCCCUCUCUCUCUCUCUCUCUGAUAGAAUUCCGAGUUCUCUCCUCUGAUAGAAUUCCGAGAAUCCGCCGACGAGAAUCUCGUCUCCUUUCCCGGAACGCAGUUCAGAAUCUUCACAUACAGAGUAACCAUCUCCGUCUUAAAUCAGCACGAUGGUUUCUUUUGAGAUGAACGACAGGAAAAAGAUAGGCUUAGGAUUGACUGGAUUCGGUGUACUUUUCUCGUUUCUGGGGAUCAUUUUCUUAUUUGACAAGGGACUUCUUGCCAUGGGAAAUAUCCUAUUCUUGUCAGGGGUGAUGUUAACCAUCGGACUGAAAUCCACCAUGCAAUUCUUCAUGAAACGCCAGAACUACAAGGGAACGAUCUCUUUCAGUGUUGGCUUCUUUUUGGUCCUGAUCGGAUGGCCUCUCAUGGGCAUGAUCUUGGAGGCAUAUGGGUUUAUUGUGCUCUUCAGCGGUUUUUGGCCUACUCUGGCAGUGUUUCUUCAGAGGAUACCUAUUCUGGGUUGGUUGUUCCAGCAACCAUUUAUGACAUCGUUCCUUGAUCGCUACAGAAGCAAACGGGUGCCAGUGUAACAUUCCAAGUUGAUGCAGAUGCAAGGACCCACACAAAACAACCAACCCCCUGUAAGAUAGCAUCCGACUAUGCAUCCAAACUCUUGAAUUUGGUCACCUGCUAUAGUUGAAGAACGUUUACUUGAUUGAGGAAUGGUCUUAUAUCUGUAGAAUUCAGCACUCUUUUCUGCAUACCUUGAUCUAAAUGUACAUUGGGAUUAUCUGUGGAAUCUCUACUUAUCCAUGGAUGCAAUUUUGAUUC